Penicillium odoratum is the source of this 606-nucleotide messenger RNA. Its product is annotated as bifunctional phosphatidyl-N-methylethanolamine N-methyltransferase/phosphatidyl-N-dimethylethanolamine N-methyltransferase. Gene Ontology annotation, biological process: phosphatidylcholine biosynthetic process. Gene Ontology annotation, molecular function: S-adenosylmethionine-dependent methyltransferase activity. The record is from RefSeq and is a predicted model, not a curated record. The transcript has 5 exons. The coding region runs from base 1 to 606 and encodes 201 amino acids. Lineage: Eukaryota; Fungi; Ascomycota; Eurotiomycetes; Eurotiales; Aspergillaceae.
AUGGUUACUCUGAGUGAUAUUAUCGAUCUGUCGUCGACCUCACUAUUAUUGUCGGCGGCCACCAUUGCCUUCAACCCUAUUUUCUGGAACAUCGUUGCCCGCGCAGAAUACAACAAUCAUAUCCUGACUCGUAUCUUUGGAGGAGCUUACAGAGGAUGUUAUGCUCUCGCUUUUGCCAUCUUUUCGCUCGGUAUUCUGCGUGAUCAUGUGUACCAGGUCGCUCUGGAGGAGCAGCCGUUUUACGCCCCCGUACACCAGCCCAUCAUCGGUGGAAUUCUGUUUGCGGUGGGCUCCGUGUUAGUCCUGUCUAGCAUGUGGGCUCUUGGGGUGACUGGAACUUAUCUUGGUGACUACUUUGGCAUUCUGAUGGAUGCCCCCGUCACUGGCUUCCCGUUCAACGUGACUGGUUCGCCGAUGUACUGGGGAAGUACUAUGAACUUCCUGGGAGUCGCUCUGUACAAGGGUCGGGUGGCCGGUCUCUUGUUGACUGCUCAGGUCUUUGUCCUGUACUUUUUCGCUCUCAAGUGGGAGGACCCCUUUACUGCUGAGAUUUAUGCCAAGCGUGAGCGUGAGCGUGCCAAGAAGCAGGGAGGCAAGAAGCAGUAA